AUGAGGAUAAGAUCAAAGAAAUGGUGGUGGCCAUUAUUCACACAGGUGAUAGAUACCUGCAUAGUAAACACAUGGUGUACAUACCAAGUUGCUAACUCUAAUGAGAAGCUCUCACUUUUGCAUGUCCGACGGAGAAUAGUGAUGUUUUACCUAUCAAAGAAAACAGGAUCAGUACCAAAACGCAGAGGACCACAAGGAAGCAAAUUCAUGGGAGGACGGGUGAGCACAGAUGUACGACUAGGUCCAGGAAAUCAUUUCAUUGUGCCAAGUAAAACACAGAAGAUAUGUGCUUACUGCAAGAAAAAAACAACAAAAAUUUGUGAUAGGUGCAAUGUUGGUGUACACGACAAGUGUUUUGCUUCAUUUCAUACUGAAUAG
Schistocerca piceifrons (Central American locust) is the source of this 378-nucleotide messenger RNA. Its product is annotated as piggyBac transposable element-derived protein 2-like. The record is from RefSeq and is a predicted model, not a curated record. NCBI's taxonomy places the organism in Eukaryota, Metazoa, Arthropoda, Insecta, Orthoptera, Acrididae. The transcript has a single exon. Bases 1 to 378 code for a protein of 125 amino acids.